Messenger RNA from Talpa occidentalis (Iberian mole), 327 nucleotides. Its product is annotated as paladin-like. The annotation marks the transcript as partial. Lineage: Eukaryota; Metazoa; Chordata; Mammalia; Eulipotyphla; Talpidae. The transcript has 2 exons. The record is from RefSeq and is a predicted model, not a curated record.
CUCCCGUAUGUCCUCCAGGCAAAGGCAGCCCAGGUGGAGCAGGAGGCCCGGAGACUGCAUCUGCGGAGUCUGCAGUACCUGGAGCGCUCUGUCCACCUGGUGCUUCUCAACGCGCAUCUGCACCUGGAGAAGGCGCAGUCCUGGCAGAGGCCGUUCAGCACCUGGAUGCGGGAGAUGGUAUCGAAGGCCGGAAUUUAUGAGAACCUCCACCAGCUGGGCUUCCCUGAGCUGGAGCGCGUGGAGGACCCGCCCUUCUCUGGGCUGCAAUGCCGGUGGCAGGAGCAGAGCCACAGCCCCGAGGCCUGGGCCGCAGGGGACUUCCUAUAG